CGAUCCUGGCGUCGCUGAUGCGCUGUCUGUUCGCCGAGCCAGACUGCACCAUUCAGUACUUCGCAAUUACGGAUGAUGAUAAGAAAGCAGCCGUUGAUGCGAUGCAGCAGGACAGCGACGCAACCCCAGAAGCAGCAGGCGCGAUAGCGACCACCCGCAGCUCGCUGACUCUGCUAACCGAGUGCCCCGCCCACCUGCGGGUGCUGUGCCCAGGCUCGGCACUCUUCCGAGCCCAGCACGAGCGCUGGCCCCAAUUCCAGCACAGCGCCAGCAGCAGUAGCGUAGUCGCCUGCGGCCCCGCCAGCAGCGACCCCACCGCCACUCCGCCAGCACCGCUGGCCGCAGCUAGCACCAGCGGUAAGCCCGGCGGCGCGCCCCCACCGGUGGCGCCGCUGCGGCUGGAGCUGCUGCGGGCGCAACCAUCGCAACAGCAGCCCGACCCACCAGCAGCAGGCACCGGCGGCGGCGACGGGCCCCAGCAGCACCAGCAGCAGCCGCAGCAGGGCCAGCAGGUCGACCACCAGCAGCCCCCGCACCAGCUGCUACGGGUGAUCCUGGACCACCCCUCAGACCUGCCGUACGCUCUGAGCGCCGUACGGUUCCUGUACGUCGGCUGCGUGGAGCCUGCCGUGGAACACGACGGCGGCGGCGGCUCUGGCAGCAGCAUUGGCGGCGGCGGCGGCGGCUGUGGCGGCGCGGCCGUACUGCUGCACGUGCGGCGCCUGGCGGGCUACCUGCAGAUCCCCAGGUGCGCCGCCGCCUGCGACGACGCCCUGGUGGCGCUGGCGGCCAGGCCCGCCGCCGCCGCGCCCGCGGCCAUCGCGGCCGCCGCGCCCGCGGCCAUCGCGGCCGCCGCCGCCGCCGCCGCACUUACCGACGGCCCUCGCGCGGCAUCACCGGCGGCAGCGGCUGCGGCGCAGCCGGCGGCGGCGGCCGACAGUGCCGCCGCGGCAGCCGCUGCCUCAUCCGCCGCGCCAACGGCGGCGCCACCGCCGCCGCGGCUGGCGCCGCCGCCGCCGCCGCCAUCAGCCCCUGCCGCCGCUGCGCCGUCGCUCGCUGGCGUCAUGGAUUUGUACCUGACCGCUCGUGCGAUGCUGGAGCUGCCGCCAGAAACAGACAACGCCGGCAGCGAGGCUGCGGCGGCGGGGGUUGCGCUUCUUUCCAGGGGCGGCGCCGAGCCAGAUGGAGACCACUCUGAUGCCGACAGCCAGCCGUCUGACUCAGAUGAUUGGGACAAGGAGCACGUGGAUCCAGUUUCUGAUGCCGCCAAUCUUGCGAAGUACGCCCGGGAGGACGGCUGGUAUUGUCCCUGGCACAAUUUGAUCAGCGGCACUGACGGCGCCGUUGACCAGCCGUCGGCGGAGCUACUAGGGCGGCUGAGGGUGGCAUGCCUGCAGCAAUUGGCAGCUUGGGCGGUGGCGAACGAGGAUCAGUUAAAGGAAGCAAACGCGCAGCGGGAGAGGCGCUGGCAGGAGGAGCACCGGGAGGGUCGGAGGGCGCAGCGGCGGCAGGCGCGGGCGGAGCAGGCGGCGAAGGCGGCGAAGACGGCGCAAAUUGCGCAGGCGGCGCAGGCGCAGGCAGCCCAGGCGGCGCAGGCGCAAGCGAUGCAGAACGAGACGGACAAGGGCGAGGGAAAGGAGGUGGGAAAGGAGGAGGGAAAGGCGGAGGAGACGGAGGUGCACGAGACAGUGGGCAAAAAGAGGGUACGUGCGGAUGAGGAAGCGGGCUGCGAUGCACAGUCAGAGGCGGAGGGCACUGAACGCAAGAGCAUGCGGCUGCAAGAGGGCCAGCCGUGGCAGCUGCAGCAGCCGCGGCUGCUGACCGGGCCUCAGUCCUCAGACCAGGUCGGGGCUGCGGCGGCAGCAGCAGAGCCUGAGCAGGGAAUGGCUGGGGCUGGGUCUGCGAUAGAUGCCGGGGCAGCUACGGCCGGGGCUGCGGCCGCAGCAGGGGCGGCGGCAGCAGGGGCUGAGGCGGCAGGGGCUGAGGCAGCGGCCGUAGCAGCCGCGGCUGAGGCAGGGCCAGAGCCGAUGCAGGUGGAGGCUGCGGGAUCCGGAGCAGCCGCUGCUGCGACCCCGCCUCAGCCGCCCCAGGCGGGGGCACAUGAGCCACGAGGGGCGCCGCAGCCACCGCCGCAGGGGCAGGAGCGGCCGCAGGAGCAGCCGCAGUCGCCACAGGAGGUUGCUGCGCCCCCUGCUGCUGCGGGCCCCACAGACGACGCAGCAAGCGGCGCAGCUGACCCGCCGGCCGCAGGCGGCACAGCCGACGACCCGGCCGCCUGUCCUGCCGCCCCGGCGCCCUCCUUUGGCGAGCUGCUGGCCUGGGCGGUGCGCAGUGCGCCGCACGUGCUGUCUGACGACACGGCGCUGUGGGCGCUGCGGCGCCUGCCCGCCGCCGGCCUGGAGGCGCUGCUGAUGGAGGAGAGCUUCGCCACGGACGACGAGUCCUCGGUGCUGCUGCUGCUGGUCAGCUGGGUCGGCUACUCGGACGCCCGCGCCGGGGACAAGGAGUCCCUGCUGCGCCUGGUCCGGCUGCUGCGCCUGUGCCACAUGAACGACGUCUACCGGCUGCACGUGUUCCCGCGCCUGGCCGCCACUUGGCUGCCGGCGCUGCAGCUGUCAAAGACGUGCCAGGCACUGCGACAGUGGGGCGGAGCCAGGGGGGCGCGGCGGCUGCGGAUACGUAGGUCCAUGUUCCGGGAUGCGGCAGUGCCGGGGGGCACGCGUUGGUUCGUGUCACAGCCGCGGCCGCUGGCGCCGCCGCUGGAUAUGCCCUGGUCCAUUCCGGCAGCCUAUCGGGAGCCGCCGCCGCCGCCGCCCGCAGCAGCAGCCCCCGCAUCUGAACCCGCAGCAGCAGCAGCAGCAGCACCUGCCGCGCCGGCUGCCGUGGCCGUUGCCGUACCCGCCACCAUCGUGCGCUCUUUUGGCAGCCGCUUCAUAUACUACAAUGGCUUGGCCUGGGAGAUGUAUCUUUGCAUCAACGCCUACACCGCAAAGCUCAACGCCGCAACCUUCAAUUUAGGCCCCAUCGUGCCGGCAGCGCUGUGUGGCAUGGUCGGCGACAGGCUUCGCAACGCCUUUGUCAGCCCGGGCCACGUGAACGUCAUCAUGCAUGGCAGGAGCCGCGCCGCUGACGGCACGGCCGGUGGCAAGAAGAGCUACCACAUUACUUACCGGCCAGUGCGGGACAUGGCGCGCGUGGGCCGGGCGCAGCUCUUGGCGCAUGUGGUGCCGCUGCUGGGGCUGCCUCGAGCAGCACAUGCAGCGGGGGGGCAGCCGGCGGCGGCCGGGCAGGCGGCGGCAGCGGUUCCAGCACAAGCGGCGCCGCCCCAAGCCGCCGUCGAGGCUGCCACCGCGGCUGCCUCCGGCACCGCUGCCGCGCCGCCGUGGUCGCUGCACCUGCACGAGGACGGGCGGAUGCACGGGUGGCUGAGGGUGCGCUUCGUGGCGACCAGGUGGCACGGACGCAAGCAGCAGCAGCAGCAGGGCUAGGGGGCUGCAGGGCUGCGGGCCUAGCACGGUUUCCAUCGGAACUGCGAGUGUGACUUUGUGAGCUAUUAACGUAACACGAAAUGUCGUUGUGGUGCGCGGUCUAUGUUGGCCGGGAAGGUGACGGGCGCUGAGGCACCGGUGAGCGAGGUUGCUUGAUAACAACAUUGAUUACGUGGCCGGCAACUGGCGGCGCAUAAGUACCGCUUAGACCUACUGAGUAUUGGAGGGCAGGUGCACGCAGCAGGGCUGCAGGCGGCAGCGUGUCGCUAUGGUUGGUUGGGCCUUGGGCGCGCGGUUUGGUGUGUUGCAGACUGCCGCACGCGUGUCAGAGCUAGCGGGCUGUCGUGCUGGGAAGGGGCGGGCGACUAGUCAGUUUGGAGCUGAACGGGGAAUUGCCUUGUGUUCAGGGACGUGGUCAUACCGUAUGGUUGAAAUCGGCUGAUUUCACGGCCUCUCCCUGUGGCACUGAGCGCUUUGCCGGCCCGUGAGCUAGACUGUUGGGCGGCCGCUUCAUUGUGUGUGCGUGCGUGGUGGUUUGGGGGGCCGGUGCCCGCGGGGGGUCAGAGUUGUGGCCUGGCUGUGGGUGUGGGGCCCAGCCGCCUAGGCGCAUCCAGAUGUGAGGGGUGCUUUCAUCACUGCCGACGAGGACUCGCGGUAGUUGGGUGUUGCGCUGCAAACUAUUGGGACCUGCGGCCUGUUUCCCUGCCCGAACCCCCCCAGGCCUGAGAAAGAAGCCGGCCUCGUCAGCGGUCUGGCGGAAAGAUAUGGGAGUUGGUCUGCUGUGGGUGUGUCAUGGCCUUGCAGUCAAGCUCGUGGUGCACCGGGGCGAUCCGUCCGGAAGCGAGACGCAGGAGCGGGGACGCCGGGGUGGAAUUCUGACAGCGCAGACUUAUGUUCGCCAUGAACCCGCAUAAGUGGGUCCGGCGGAAUGGGAUGAUGAGGCAGGAAUGAUGAGGACACAUCCGAGUCAUCAAGU
Chlamydomonas reinhardtii is the source of this 4464-nucleotide messenger RNA. RefSeq lists its product as uncharacterized. The record is from RefSeq and is a predicted model, not a curated record. Bases 102 to 3488 code for a protein of 1128 amino acids. The transcript is spliced from 2 exons. Lineage: Eukaryota; Viridiplantae; Chlorophyta; Chlorophyceae; Chlamydomonadales; Chlamydomonadaceae.